UUGAAGUUUGAUCUUUUGUUUGUAUCAAUUUCAAUUAUCGCAAUGUCCAUGUAAACCAUUUAUUGUUAUUUGAUUCAAUACCAAGGAUAGAUUUACUAUGAAAAUUUUUGUGAUUAAAACAUUAAAUGACUCGGCCAAUCUAUCAUAACAUAAUGUCUACCGCAAAUAUGGACUACGACUAUCUUAUAAAACUACUUUGCGUUGGUGAUUCGGGUGUUGGAAAGACAAGUUUUUUGUACAAAUACACUGAUGGAGUUUUUCACACUCAAUUUAUUUCUACUGUGGGUAUAGAUUUCAGGGAAAAAACUGUGAUCUAUCAACAAAAUGGGAGACAACAUCGUAUACAUUUACAACUGUGGGAUACUGCUGGGCAGGAGAGAUUUCGCAGUUUGACAACAGCAUUUUAUCGUGAUGCAAUGGGUUUUCUUUUGCUAUUUGACUUGACCAAUGAGGCUUCCUUUCUAGAAGUACGAAACUGGAUUGAGCAAUUGAAGACCCACAGUCUAAGUGAUGACCCUGACAUAGUAUUAUGUGGUCAUAAAUGUGACUUACAAGAAAAAAGACUAGUGAACCAGAACCGUGCCAGAGAAUUUGCCAAAAAUUAUAACUUGCCAUAUUUGGAAACCAGUGCCAAAACUGGACAGAAUAUUGAUCGAGCUAUUGAAAUACUUUUAGACAAAGUCAUGUACAGAAUGGAACAUUCAGUUGAAUAUGCUAUGCUAUGUGCAUCAGGACGCAGGCGACAAUCCCUGCAGAAACUUCAAGCAAAGCAGGACAGGAAGUUCUGUUCAUGUUGAUCUCAUGAUAAGUAUUUUAUCAUUCCAUUAUGUAAACAUUUAUAUAUGCUUCCCUUUAUGUAAUAUCUUCCAUUUUUAAAUCAUAACAUUUAUUUUAACUCAAUUUGGCAUAUUUAUAAGGAUAUAAAUGUGCAUCUUUGACAUAUAUGAAUGUAUAAUUUUGACAUAUAAGAUCUGCUUAUAUAUUACUUUGAUAAUGAAGAUUUAGUACAUAUUCAACUAUAAGCUCGGUGCUAGUGAGAAUAUUUUAAACGAAUUAUUCCUAAUAUUGUCAUUGAAUUGGCCUUAUGAUAAUGCCAUCCUCCUUGUGCCAAAUAUUUAUCAUUAUUUACUUCCGUUUAAGUAAUUAGUACCCUUAUGUAAAAGUGGAAUUUGUGUUAGGUUAUUUUUAUUUAAAUUGGCUAAUAUUCAAAGCAACUCUCAAAAAUUUAAUUUAAAUGCGCUAUAAAUAAACUUUAGGACUUUAAUCUGAUUUUUAAGUAUAAUAUGCAUAAGGGCCUUUUUAACUUAUAAUUAUAAAUAUAUGUAAAGUCUCUGAGUAAAUGCAUUUAAGAUAUUGUUGCUGUUACAUUUAGUAGAUUAAGUUAUAAUUCUUUUCAAAUAUCUUGGUGGCCCAAGGUGAUGUGCGUGUUGUGCAGUGCCCUCCCCAUGCAUCCAUCAAUCCCCUUUACACUUAACAUGAAAAUUAAGAGUUGCCUAGUUAUCUGAAAACAUUUAUAUAAAUUACUGCACAUGAUUAAUUUAAUUUUAAUGCACAUUGCUUGUGAAAAUAACAUAUGUGUUAGAGAUUUUGAAUGAAAAAUAUAUUACAUUUUUAGACUAUAGCAGACAUCAUGCAAAUGUAAUUUUUUUUUGUAUUUUACAAAUGUUAUUUAUUGUUUGCUUGGUCCCCAUAAUGUAGAAAAAAUGUGGAUUUUUUUAUCUGUUCAGUUUUUAUGAAAUGCUACUAAAUUCAUUUGACUUAAAAGUAUUAUUUAAAAACCUCGGACUUUUCCAGGGCUAUUUUAAAGAGACUGAUUUUACUAAUGUAACUACAUACUAACUAAAAAAUGUAUCAUUAAUAUUACAUUCCAAAGAAAUAAUUGAAUAACAGCAGACUUGAUUUUUUUUU
Molecule: messenger RNA, 1908 nt
Organism: Papilio xuthus (Asian swallowtail)
Lineage: Eukaryota; Metazoa; Arthropoda; Insecta; Lepidoptera; Papilionidae
Gene: Rab27
Product: RAS oncogene family member Rab27
Exons: 5
Coding region: 126-797 (223 amino acids)
Molecular function (GO): GTP binding; GTPase activity
Source: RefSeq, a predicted model, not a curated record